Messenger RNA from Choloepus didactylus (southern two-toed sloth), 2645 nucleotides. It is a transcript of the gene CENPT, whose product is annotated as centromere protein T. The transcript is spliced from 14 exons. Gene Ontology annotation, cellular component: kinetochore. The coding region runs from base 782 to 2536 and encodes 584 amino acids. The record is from RefSeq and is a predicted model, not a curated record. Gene Ontology annotation, molecular function: protein heterodimerization activity; DNA binding. Gene Ontology annotation, biological process: chromosome segregation; mitotic cell cycle; kinetochore assembly. NCBI's taxonomy places the organism in Eukaryota, Metazoa, Chordata, Mammalia, Pilosa, Megalonychidae.
GCCCGGCCCGGCCCACCGGCCUCCCGCGCCCUUCGACGGCUCGACUGGUCUGCCGCCGCCCGCCCCUCGACGGGCGGCGCUGCGCGAGGCCUCGGGCGGCCUCCCACUACUGCCACCCGGGGCGGCCGGCCCGGCCUAGCGCCCCGCGCUCAGAAUACGCUUCCCGCCGGCCCGCGCCGCGCCGCCUGCCUGACUACUGCCUGCGCUCGGGAGUCGGCCCCGGGGACGCCGCGAAGGACCGCCUGGGAAGGGGGACUACGCCCCCCACAAUGCACCGCGCCAGAAGUCGCUCACUUCCGGAGCGGGGGCUAGCUUAUUCCGGCCUUUUUCCAGGGCAUCGUCUUGGCCUCAGCAGAGCAAAUUCUUCCCCACACCCGGUAGACGAGAGAGGUGUAUUCAGUUUGAACUCUGUCGCCUGGACAGCCCCUCACAAGGACCCGGAAUCCUGAUUUGGGGCCACCUCACCAACGCGCAAGCGCUUUGGGCAUUUGUCUGUGGAUACUACAAUUCCCGUGAUUCCUCGUGUUGCGCUCGGCGACCGCGCCCUGGAGCGCCACCUAAGGAAAAGAUGAGGAAACCGGGGCUCUGACUUGUUUGCCUAGGCUCACUCCUAGAUAAGCCUGCCUCCUAAACCCGAGCUCCCAAAGACGACAAAGAGCAGCGAAGCGGUAAGGCGAGAACUACGAGUCCCGUGGAGCUGUGCGGCAGCCUCGCGAGAAUUAGCUUAAAUACGACGGGCGGGAACGCGGCGGCCGCGGUGGUCUGGGCGGCUGGAGGGUAGAUGGCUGAGGCGAUGGAGCGCGGAGACUCCCCGGACAGUGAGCCUACGGCGCGCACGCUUCUGCGGCGCGUGCUGGACACAGCGGACCCGCGUACCCCUCAACGACGCCGGAGUGCUCGGGCUUGCUCCCCCUCCCUACACAGUUCUCAGAGACGUAGGUCCUUACGCAGUGCCCAGAGGGACCUGCUUGAAACCACUAACUGCAGGAGGCUGAGCAGCCAAACAAAGGCAACUGCUGGGCGGCGUUCCUGUGGAGCCAGGGCUAUUGGCAGAUGGCCCCAUGUUCAAGCCAGUGGGCACCUAGAGGAACAGACACCCCGGACCCUGCUGAAGAACAUCCUACUGACUGCCCCAGAAUCUUCCAUUGUGAUGCCAGAGUCAGUAGUGAAGCCAGUGCCAGCACCGCAGGUGGUCCAGACCUCCAAACAGAAAAGCAGUCGGGGCAGCCUGGAGCUGCAGCUUCCUGAGCUCGAGCCCCCCAUAACCCUGGCUCCAAGUCUACUGGCCCCUAGCAGGAGGAAGCAGAGGCUGAGAUUGUCAGUGUUUCAGCAGGAAGUGGACCAGGAGCUGCCCCUCUCCCAAGAGCCUCAUGGGAAUGCAGAUGCCUCCUCCAUCACCAGCAGCUCCCUCAACCUGACCUUUGCCACACCUCUCCAGCCACAAUCAGUGCAGAGGCCUGGUUUGGCCCGCAGACCUCUCACCCGCCGACCUGUAGAUGUGGGUGCCUUUUUGCAGGAUCUGCAAGAUACUUCGCUGGCCUUGGCUCCUCUAGGUGACAGCCGCAGAACCCCUGUUGCUACUCUGCCAACGGACACUGUCUUGGAGGACACCCAGCCUUUCUCCCACCCCUUGGUUGGCCGCUCCCCUAGUGUGCACCGUUCUCUGCCCUGCCCCUCUCACACUAGGGCUGCAGAUGCUGAAAGAGCUGUUGGCCAUAGGACACGGAGCAGUGGGCCUGAGCUACAGAACAAUAGUCCUGGGAUACCAGCCCACCCUCUGGCAGGAAGGACAGAGGAGGUCAGCGUCCUUGAUGUGGAGCCCUUAGAGGUAGGAGUUGGUGAGAUGGCAGAGGAAAGGAUGGAAGAAGGCUUGAACAUGAGUGAAGUGAAAGAGACAACAGGAGUACAGGGACCUGCCAGGGCAGAAGAGCAUGAGGGGCACAUAGAGGUAACCAAAGCAGACGGAUCCCAGGGGAUUCUUGAGGCCAUGGAGCCAGAAGAAUCUUCAGGGGACGAAAACACCUCUGGUGGGACAGCAAGUCCAGAGUUGGCUACCAGCACCCCCGAGUUUCUCCGGGCCAGAAAACUUCAUCAGUUUCCUGAGCCAACCCCACCACCCAGUGCUACAGACUUAUGUUCAGAACCUCUGGAGCCUCUUUCAGCCAGAUUUCCUCCCAGGGCCCGAACCGCUGGCCCCAGGCCCCGUCAAGAUCCCUACAAGGCUGGACUGAGUCACUAUGCAAAGCUCUUUAGCUUCUAUGCUAAAAUGCCCAUGGAGAAGGCGGCUCUUGAGAUGGUAGAGAAGUGCCUGGACAAGUAUUUCCAGCAUCUCUGUGAUGACCUAGAGGUAUUUGCUGCUCAUGCUGGCCGUAAGACUGUGAGGCCAGAAGACUUAGAGCUGCUGAUGCGAAGGCAGGGCCUGGUCACUGACCAAGUCUCACUGUACGUGCUUGUGGAGCGCCACCUGCCCCUAGAGUACAGGCAGCUGCUUAUCCCCUGUGCAUUCAGCGGCAACUCUGUCUUCCCUGCUCAGUAGUAGCCAGGCUUCGACCCCUGCCCUGUCCCCACCUGUGCCCCAUUGACCGCACAUACUCUGCCAGGCUUCCUCUCUGCCCUCCAGAAUCAAUAAAGUGUCACAAACAGAA